Messenger RNA from Chenopodium quinoa (quinoa), 3702 nucleotides. RefSeq lists its product as uncharacterized. NCBI's taxonomy places the organism in Eukaryota, Viridiplantae, Streptophyta, Magnoliopsida, Caryophyllales, Amaranthaceae. The transcript is spliced from 2 exons. The coding region runs from base 772 to 1602 and encodes 276 amino acids. The record is from RefSeq and is a predicted model, not a curated record.
UCUAAAGUAGGAACUAAUAUUUAACUGGUGUUGUAUAUAAUUAUAGUUAAAAAGGAUAAAAAUGAAAUAAGAACAAACAUCAUAAUUAGGUGAAAGAGGAGGUUUUGAAAAGGGAGAAAAGUGAAGAAAAAUCUUUAAAAAAGACUAAAUAAAUCGAAAAUUGGAGAACAACCCUCUCAAAGGAGAAUUCAUAUGGGGAACUAGAAAAACCCGCUCAAGGAAAAAUUCUAGAGAAAACCUUUUUUUUUUUGGGUUUUUCUAAGCUAUGCCCCUAAAGUUCUUCGGUUUCUAAGUUGUACCCACGGUUUUUAAAACGUCUAAGCUAUGCCCUCCACCUUACUAUUUUUAAUUAACAAUACCCUAUAUUAUCAUCAGUAAUUAAUCGACGUUAAUCUCUGUUAGUUGUCGUUGCUAGUUAAAAUAGAAAAUAAAAAGAAAAAAAAACGAUUGAAUUCCCUUUAAAAAAAACGAUUAAAAUAAAAAAAAAAAUCCUUCUUGUUCCCUUACACACACUGAUCAAACUCCUCUUCUACUCUGUUUCAUAAACACUCAAAAGAAAAUCAAAACCCUUAAAAAGUAGUGCCCAGAAUUUGCGAUUGAAAUCAAACAAAGAAUGCGAUGAUCGAUCUUCAUUUAUAAACACAGCUUUCGUUGUUGAAUUUCGCGGAUCGAAACUCGUCUUUGUGCUUGCGUUUUGGUUGCGAGGUGGAGUCGUGGUGGCUGGGCAAUUGAAUUAUACCUAAGGUCGAAAAUUUCGGACUCUAAGACAGAAUGGGUGAAUGGGUGUUGAAAAUGCAUUUUAUGGGUAACUCUGUUGAUGUUAUGGUUGCUGAUAUAGAUGAAUGUUUACCGAUAGAUGUAGUGAAUGAUAUGGUUGAAAAUUUUAAUUCUUUUGGGUAUGAACUCCCUACUUUUCCUGGGUUAAGUUAUUGUUCUAAUGGGAAGAGUCAUGCACUUACUGAUGAUAAAACACUAAUGACCAUGUUUGAGGUAGUUGAGUCCAAAAGCAUAGACGUAUGGAUUGGUUGUUUGAAGCAACCUAAUUUUAUUUGGACCUCUGAAAAGGUUAGGUUGAAUGGAUCAAAUGUAAGUGCUUCAGCAGGACCACCUAAACCACUACUAACUAAACUGCCAGUUAGGAGGGGUAAGCCUGAAGAACAAAAUUCUGGUAAUCUAUCUCCAACCCCUUCAUCUCAUGCACCAUCUAAAAUUCAAUCUCCUGAACAUAGUCAAACCCUUACUUUGCCAAGCCCAAGAAGAAGCCCCAGGCUUAUGGCUUCUAACCCCCCAACCACACAACAAUCCUUAAUCAACCCUUCUACUUCAGGUGUAACCCAAACAGGUCCUAGUGUUAGUCGUACUACCCGUACUAAACCAAACAAUAUUCUUAAGCCUUCUUCAUUCCCUCAUGGUAAAAAAAUAUCAAAAUCUACCCUUAAAUUCAAGGGUUUAUGGAAUCCACCUCAACCAAAUACUAAAGCCAAUGAAGUUCAAGAGGAGCAACACAUUGAUGGUGUUCCAACCCUCAUACCACCAACAAUGAAACGAAGUAUUGGCAGACCAUCAAGAAAUAGGAGGAGAGAGGAAGGGGAGCAGAGAUAAGGAAAAAGAAGCGCAACCGUUCAAUGUAGUAACUGCAAGAAUUAUGGGCAUAAUAUGGCAACAUGCAAAGGUGGCCCAACUGCAUGAGAAGUAGCCGAGCAACAAGGGAAGACUAUGCCACAAAAGAGUGGCAAUAAAGGAAAGAAAGCAUAGAGACCACCUGAAAAUAAUAAUGUUGACUUCUCCUUGAUUGAAUUGAUGAUCAAUGGAAAUUACACUAGUGAAGGUGCUGAUAGAACAAACAACCGUACUCGUUACAGUGGUACAUCAAAAGGGAAAGGAAAGUUACACCAAGAUCAAUCCAGCAACAGUAAUGCAUUUGAUCAUAGCUUCAUUGAUACCAUGAUUGCAUCUUCACCGCCCCUAGUUCAAACAUCAAACCAAAGUGCAGAGUGGCAGCAAUCGAUGAGUCAGCCUUAAGUCAAAUUCCUUAAGCAAGCCAAGAUAAACUCUAGAAUGUUAUGCUAUUAGUGUUAUGUCAGGCAUGCAAGUGGCCUAGUUUUGUGGCAAACUAAUACUUUUUAAGCCAACUUUUGUGUUAUUUCUACUAAGUGAUGAUGUAAUUUUUUAACAGAUUGUGAUUAUGUGCUUUUGGUUGACAUUAUGGAAUAUAAAUUGCAAAUUGUCACUAAUUUUAAUUUGAAAUGUUAUAUUAUCAAAUUCAAUACAAAACUCAAAAUAAACAGUAAUAUGAUAAACUAUUAUUAAUUAAAAAAAAGGGCAGUACAUCACCUCAUUAGAUCAUACACAAACCAAGCUUAUUAUGAUUCUCAAACCAUACACUACUUAAACACCACUUACAGUUUCAAUAUGAUAAUUAACAACAAAAACAUAACUACCCCAAUUUUAAACAUGUCCUUAAAAGAAGCAGUAACAUUAUCAACUUUCUGCCUUAAAUUCCCCAAUUCACGCUUCACCUCCAUCAGCGCACCAUUGUCAACGCUUUCACCACCAUCAAAACCAUCGUAAUACGCUUGUUGGUACUCUCCUCUCCACAACAUGUUAUGAGGGCCUACCCAUUCGAAAAAUCUGCAAAAAUCACACCUCCAAUAUGCCUUUCUAGGGUUCCUUGUUGAAGUGGAAACAUGUAACUUGCAAUCUAAAGGAGGCUUGCAAUUGCACUUGCGACUAACAAAAUCCCAUUGACAACUAGAAAUUGCUGGAGAAGAACGGGAGCUUGUCAUCGUAAUAGCUAAAUUUUUUGGGCUAAAUUUUUUGUAGACAAGAAGAAACAGGGGAACUGUGUUAUACAAGCCCCCUUUUAUAAUACAAGUAAAACCCUAACAAUUAUGGCGGCAAAUAUUCCCUCCAAACAGAGGACUUAACAGUUCCACGACUACUAACGGAGUUUAAACGUAAUUGGUUAUUGUUAAUUAAAAAUAGUAAAGUGGAGGGCAUAGCUUAGACAUUUUAAAAACCGUGGGCACAGCUUAGAAACCGAAGAAGUUUAGGGGCAUAGCUUAGAAAAACCCUUUUUUUUUUUUUUUUUUUUUUUUUUUUUUAGGUUUGAAUUUGGGUUAAAAAAAAUUUGGAGGGAUGAGUCACAAUGUCACAAUUUAAAAACAAUACAUAAAGGGCCCAAGGUUCAACAGUAGACCCAUUAUCAACCGUUGAAUUAGUUGUGAAAUUUUUUAGAACAUCAAAGGAAAUGCACCCGUAAUCUCACUUAGCUAGCUAAUUGCUUGCGAAGGAAGGAUUUACCUAAACUAAACACACGAGUAACAAUGGUAGCAAUACCAUGGAAAUACACAUGUAAAUUCUAGAAUCAAUACUAUGUAAUUCCUCUGGUUCACAUUAGACUAUUAAUUGACAAAUUUCAUUUAGACAUAUUUGUUGACGCAUAAUCUCUUAUACUUCGUAUUAAUAUCUUCAAGUGUUAAUAAGCAAAUAUUAUGAAAAUUAAUGUUUGGAAAAUAGAUGCAGAGAAUCUAACAAGAUCUAACAUGAAUAUGUUUUUCCUUAAAAAUAAUCGCAAAUUGAAAUAAAAGUAACUGAUGUAAUUAGUGCCCAAAGUCAAACUGUGUGGGCUGAAAAGCCUAAAAAGAAACAAAAAAAAAAAUAUAUCAAAAACUUUUGUAUACACCAGGUUUAUACUAAUUU